UCCCUGCAGAGCUGUCCCUCGUCAAGGGGGACAUUUCGUUUGGUUCUAGCGGAAAACCAGCCCCUGGGCUGGUCGAGGUGUCUGUCGAGGGAGCUUCUGCCCCGAGGACCGGGGAAUGCGAAGGAUGUCUCCCACUCCAAGCGAGGAGCAGUCUUGGCUGAGGUUGCUGCUUGUUAUUCUUGGGAUAAUUAUGUUAGUUCGGUUGCAUAAAGAACACAGACGAGAGCUUUCCUUCCCUGCUAAAAAGGAUGCCAUGUCUCUACCAGUGAUUGUCCCCGGGGGCCUCUUUCUCAGUCUCCUUGAGCUUGGCCUGAGUGAACUGAGGUUAUGAAGUCCGUCCUGGAUGGCCUUGCUGACACCACCUUCCGCACCAUCACCACCGACCUCCUGUAUGUGGGCUCCAAUGACAUUCAGUACGAAGACAUCAAAGGCGACAUGGCAUCCAAAUUAGGGUACUUCCCACAGAAAUUUCCCCUGACUUCAUUCAGGGGAAGUCCCUUCCAAGAGAAGAUGACCGCUGGGGACAGCCCCCAGCUGGUGCCCGGAGACCAGGUGAACAUCACAGAAUUCUACAACAGGUCUCUGUCCUCCUUGCGGGAGAGCGAGGAGAGUGUCCAGUGCGGCGAGAAUUUCAUGGACAUGGAGUGCUUCAUGAUCCUGAACCCCAGUCAGCAGCUGGCCAUCGCGGUGCUGUCCCUGACGCUGGGUACCUUCACGGUGCUGGAGAAUCUGCUGGUGCUGUGCGUCAUCCUGCACUCGCGCAGCCUGCGCUGCCGGCCCUCCUACCACUUCAUUGGCAGCCUGGCCGUGGCGGACCUGCUGGGCAGUGUCAUCUUCGUCUAUAGCUUCGUGGACUUCCACGUGUUCCACCGCAAGGACAGUCCCAACGUGUUUCUGUUCAAACUGGGCGGGGUCACGGCCUCCUUCACCGCCUCGGUGGGCAGCCUGUUCCUCACGGCCAUCGACAGGUACAUUUCCAUUCACAGGCCCCUGGCCUACAAAAGGAUCGUCACCAGGCCCAAGGCGGUGGUGGCGUUUUGCCUGAUGUGGACCAUAGCGAUUGUGAUCGCCGUGCUGCCACUGCUGGGCUGGAAUUGCAAGAAGCUGCAGUCUGUGUGCUCCGACAUCUUCCCGCUCAUCGAUGAGACCUACCUGAUGUUCUGGAUCGGCGUCACCAGCGUGCUGCUGCUGUUCAUCGUGUACGCCUACAUGUACAUUCUCUGGAAGGCGCACAGCCAUGCCGUGCGCAUGCUGCAGCGCGGCACCCAGAAGAGCAUCAUCAUCCACACGUCGGAGGACGGCAAGGUGCAGGUGACGCGGCCAGACCAGGCGCGCAUGGACAUCAGGCUGGCCAAGACCCUGGUCCUCAUCCUGGUGGUGCUGAUCAUCUGCUGGGGCCCCCUGCUGGCCAUCAUGGUGUACGACGUCUUCGGGAAGAUGAACAAGCUGGUGAAGACGGUGUUCGCCUUCUGCAGCAUGCUCUGCCUGCUCAACUCCACCGUGAACCCCAUCAUCUACGCUCUGCGGAGCCAGGACCUGCGGCACGCCUUCCGCAGCAUGUUCCCGGCCUGCGAGGGCGCGGCGCAGCCGCUGGACAACAGCGUGGGCGACUCGGACUGCCUGCACAAGCACACCAACAACGCUGCCAGCGUGCACAGGGCCGCCGAGAGCUGCAUCAAGAGCACGGUCAAGAUCGCCAAGGUCACCAUGUCCGUGUCCACAGACACGUCCGCCGAGGCUCUGUGAGCCUGCCGCCUCCCUGGCAGCACGGGAAAAGAAAGCAUUUGUUUUGUUUUUUAAGCUCAAGAUCUAGAAAAGUCUGUUGUCUCAUCAGUUAUAUUUUUUUAAGUUAACCAUGUUCAGUGAAAGGGUGAUUGUCACCGUGAUCAUUUAUCAGUUCGCUCACGUUUCCAUGGUUGAGGCCCUCGAACUCUGUUCUCCAGGCGUUCACUGCGAGAAAGCGUGUUGCUCAGUGACUGAUGGGCCCUUCCAAGUCUCGCCGCGGCAGGACGAAAACCUUGGGCCGCGCAGCUUGACGUCUAAAUACACGUUGAAAAAUACCAUCAAGCAGCUUUCAUUAUAACGUGAAAUGUCUGUCCAGAGUAUCAGAGAUGUCCAUUUUUUACAACAGGUAUAGUGCUAAAGAUAGAGAUGUUUUGUAAAAUGCAUUGUAUCUUGUGAGAAAUGUAUCAGUGUUUAUUUAUCAUGUGUUAUUUAUAUUUGUCUAGCUCAGCAAAACUGAAAGGUAGACUUUUACUAGAACAAUGAAACACACAGACUGUGGAUAUAUGCCAAUGAGACCCCUUUUUUUCCUAUAUUGUUAACCAUGAUAUAACUUUAGAAACCUUAAUAUUUCUUCAGAUAUCUCUAUUUGACACUGAAAUCCCAUAAAGAUUUAUUUUUCUGUUAACACAACAAGAAGAAUUUGAAGAUGUCAACGUACUGAGCAGAAUUCAUUGCCACUUACAGGUUUAUCAGUCCCUCAUUUUCAUAGGCGGAUACCUGUUAUCUCUGGAUGAUAGCUGUUCUCUUGGGGAAUGGAUUAUAAUCAGAAUGGAAGAGAGGAAACAUAUUGACUUUCCCGGGUGACAUCUCUGACUCCUUUAGUCUUUAGCUACUACUGGCUUUCUUAAGACAGCAUGUGUCAAUCUUAACGUCUGUUGUUGCCACUGUGCAGUUGCUGUUUCCUUGGAGAGUAUUGCAUCCUCAUACUCCAGGUUUAAGUACAUUUCAUGCCUGGGUGACCAAACAAUAGUCUUUUUUUUUUUUAAUUGAAAAGUAUUGUCUGGAUUAGUAAAAUUAUGCUGUGUGUGAGUGUGAGUAUAAAUGUGUUUCUACCCUAUAACUGUUACAGUAAUGUCAUAAAGUGAGAAAACUAUGACUGAGUGUGAACUGUUUCACUUGCUACACUCCUGCACAUGAAUUCACUUUCCAAAAUUGAGUUCUUUCAGAAAUCUUGCUGAUAGAAGUACUGACUAUAACCGUUCGGAAAAUUCCCAUCCUCUCUCCUCCUAAGAGAUUGGGUCAAGUAUUACUAAAUCGAUUUUUAGGUAUUACAUAAGACUUGCUAAGUUUAGCUAGGAAAAAAAUCAAUGACAGACAUUCAAGAAAAGAUUUGUAUUUAUAAUGUUAUCAUAGGGAAAUGAGAGUGCUUUGGUUUCUGAGCUCCCAAUAUUGAUCAAGUCCAUGGAGAUUUAAGUUAUUAAAAGGAAGAUAGUUCUACAAAAAAAAUCAAAUGGAAAUAUUUUUCAGUUGCGUGUGUCGGUCUAAGUGGUACUGUGCACAUUACAAUAAAGUAGUGCUAUCACACAUGUCCCACGUGGCUAGAAAGGCUAAUCAGACAGUGGAGGAGAUGAGAAAGGGUUGCAAGACACCGACACGAAGCGUGGGAAACUGCUGCUGCGCUCUGCCAGGUGCCCAGGCAUCCGGCUGGGUCUGGGCGAAGGAACAGACUUCUCUGCUCAUGACCUGCAAGAUGCAGCAGACAUGCACGCCCCCUUUCUCCUUAUGACCCCUUCUCACACCCCUGACUGAUGCCAUGGAUGCUCAGAGUUGGGCCUUUUCCAGUAAGGAAUGAUAAUGCUUAAGAGGCCACUUGACCCUGACAAAUUUCACCUGCAAUUGCUUCUCCUCAUACAGCUAAGUUAUGACUGCCACAAGGCCCUGGGGCCUACAUAACAUGAAGUGGACUGGAGAGCAAGCAUCUGUCUGGUGAUCUCCAGCUCUCAAGACACCCUGCAGCCUGAUGGGCACUGCCUCUCAUUGCAGUUCAUGGUCUAAGGCAGAGUGAGGCCUCUGGACCAAGUGCAGAUAUUUCAAUUGGCUGUCCAUCUGUACAGCUCGAAUCUGCUACUGGUCCCCCCAGUUUACCUCACUGUGAAAUGCAGAUGAAGGCUCAGGGUGCUAGAAAUUAAUAAGAUCUCUUUAGAAGGAAAGAAGAUUAUUGAUGAAAAAACUCACCAGGGUCUAGUUUCCAUUUAAGAAUUGCCAGUCUUUCAUCCUGUGUCAUUCUGAGUAUUAUUAGUCCACAUAUCUUUGAGCUCAGCAGGUAGCACCAACUCUCUUCUCACAGCUAUGAAGACAUAAUGGAGAUAGGUAGAAAAACUUGUUAUAGGUAGAAAAACUUCGGGGUUCAUUUCUGAAACUGUGUUUGUGCAUAUGCAAUGUAGAUUUUAUAGUGUGUUGUACUUUCAAGAUCUACAUUAUAUAUAAUAAAUUAAGGGACAAUGGGGCUGACAGCACUAAACUUGGUGCUUAUUGAUAUUCUAGGAAAUAUCUGUGAAACAUCACCAUGUACGUGGUAUACUACCUUCAUUUCAGAAUGUUUAAAAUUAGUUGGAUUCACUUUGACAUGUUUCAUAUCAUUUCCUAACCCAAGUGACUAAAAUGUUCUCUUCAAUUAAUAUACUCAUUAGGAUGACCGUUUGUUAGCAUUCAUUAACUAGCCCCAUAAUUAGUUCCAUUAAUUUAAACAUGAUUUAAAUUUAAGUAAGUUUUGUAAGGUCUGACACCAGAGGCAUGGGCUUUCCUCUGAGGAUAACAUAUUUUGCCUUGCAUUUUGCCAUCACACAUGUCUUCAGAAAGGACCAAAUCCCUAACCUGCUUAGUCUCUUCAGAGUAAGGAUGAAUCAGUCCUAGAUUAACAAUUUCAUUCAUAUAAGGAGGACUGUUUCUGAGAAUCUCUAAUUUUGUAUUACAUAUGAAAUAUAUGUAAAAGAAGAAACGAAUCUGGAAGAUACUGCGGACAUCUAUCCAUACUCAAGGGAUCCCUAGCCUCUUUUUGAGUAAGGUCUAUCUGGUAUUAAAUAUCAAGGAGCUUUUGCCACCUGGACCCACUCUGCAGGAAAUAGGCCCAACCACCAGACGAGAAUUAGGCCCUGGAUGAGCAGCACUCUGGUAACUGUCCUGUUCAUUAAUUUCUGCCAUUCCAUGUCCAUAAAAGAGACCACCAAUAUCAUGCACAAAAUUGGAUUUCUCACACUUUAGCUGUAUAUUUGUAUGAUAUUUUAAAAUCUCCUAAAUGCUGGGCAGUGGCUAUUAAUAAUUGUCUUGCACCGGCCUUCUGAUGAAAUGUUAACAAUGCCUAUUGUAAUAUAGACAACACAUUCUAUCUACUGAUUUGGGUUGAAUGUAUGUAAAUAGGUUUUCAAAAAGUCAAAUGUUUAAGCAGUGGCCUAUUAAUCAGUAAUUUUCAGAUAGGAGAGUUUCUUUGCAUUGCUGUGGCAUCCUGAAAGAUGUUUUCAUGUAAACUUACUAUUCUAAACUUACUGGGCAUCAGAUUCCUCAAGAAAGGAAACCUUUUCUUAUAAUAAUAUGAAGCAAGAUGCCAGAUAAUUUGGAUUCUUAUUUCCAAUGUGUCAAGAGGAAAAUAACUCUUUAUUGUCUGUAAAUUUAACAUUAUUACUUUUCCUCCUAGAAGAAUAUUGUACUGUUAGAUGUUUGUUGAGCUGGUAACAUUGUUGCAGCCGCAUUGUUGCAGUACCUUUGUUAGUAAUAUGUAUAAUGCUUUGUACACAAGUAUUGGUAAGAUUGUUAUUAAAUGUAGCUUCAGUCAUGAAAUUACUAUAGCAGAGUAGUACUUCUGUAGUAUUUACAAUGUAUUAAGCCCACAGUAUAUUUUAUUUCAAUGGUGUAAUUAAACCAUUAUUUAUUCAAAGAGAAAACAUCUCAUCAUGUCUAUUGUCCAAAAUUAGCUGGAAUAAAUAAAAAUUCUAGAUUACCAUGAAGAAUAU
Nycticebus coucang (slow loris) is the source of this 5732-nucleotide messenger RNA. RefSeq names its product cannabinoid receptor 1 (gene CNR1). Gene Ontology annotation, cellular component: membrane. The coding region runs from base 328 to 1746 and encodes 472 amino acids. The transcript is spliced from 4 exons. Gene Ontology annotation, biological process: G protein-coupled receptor signaling pathway. The record is from RefSeq and is a predicted model, not a curated record. Lineage: Eukaryota; Metazoa; Chordata; Mammalia; Primates; Lorisidae. Gene Ontology annotation, molecular function: cannabinoid receptor activity.